Molecule: messenger RNA, 693 nt
Organism: Lizanozyma spartinae
Lineage: Eukaryota; Fungi; Ascomycota; Pichiomycetes; Serinales; Debaryomycetaceae
Exons: 1
Coding region: 1-693 (230 amino acids)
Source: RefSeq, a predicted model, not a curated record
AUGCCCUCUUCUCCUGAAAGAUACGGGAGACCAGUGUUAUCUCCUAAACAUAACUCUAAUAGAAAUACGCCUUCACCAAAGAGACCAAAGCCAUCCACUAGUAAUAACCAUAAUCCAUUUGUUGAUGUCAAAUUAGAAUAUUCCAAUGUGUCUGUAAGAAACUCUCCCAGUCCCACAAGAAAGCAUCCCAUCUCCUUUGAAAUCUUUGAAGACAAAAGACCCUAUAAAAGAGUCUCCACCACCUCUACAACAUCACUUUCCAAUAAAUCUAAUCACAAUGACCAAGAGAAUAUUUUACAGCCUAAAAUGCGUUUAAUAGCUGACAGCGUUACUGCUACCACCAAUACCCCCCCCACCACCACCCCAAUGACUCGAUCACCUUUAAGUGACUUGAACAUUGCCAAAUUCCCUGGGUAUAUCCAUUAUCCUCAAUCAAGGAGACAAAUCCAAUUGACAGACUUGUACGUCUCUCAAACGCAUAAUAACGACUUCAACAGUUUACAUAAGAAGCUGGACUUCCCCUGCUACUUGACUCCUCCUCGGGACCAGAGAUCAAAGUAUUUGGUCAGAUCAAAUAAUGAUGAUGUGAUGAUGAUAAAAAGAGCUGCACACAGAAGAUCAUCUUCAGUGGGCAAGAAUGAAUCAAAGAAAACAUUAUUAAAGAAGAAUGCAUUCAAGAUAAUAGAAUGUUGA